This is a messenger RNA of Klebsormidium nitens, 636 nucleotides long. The record is from the annotation of a GenBank genome assembly. NCBI's taxonomy places the organism in Eukaryota, Viridiplantae, Streptophyta, Klebsormidiophyceae, Klebsormidiales, Klebsormidiaceae.
AUGCAUGCGCUGCAAAUCAAGGCCAAGUUGGCGACCGGCCAGUUCGCGGGCGCGCAGCUUGCCACGAGCGCAACGUCCAAGCGGCGAAGGAAAGACGCACUUUCUACGUGUGGCGAUGAUAAGCGCUCGCAACACUUCAUCCCUUAUGGGUGCAGGCGCUGCAGAUCGUGGCCGUUUUGGAGACACGGGCUGUUCGCGGGCGCGGCUCUGUUCGCGCUGCAGAUCGUGGCCAUUUUGGCGGCCGGGCUGUUCGCGGGCGCGGCGCUGUUCGUGAGCGUGGUGCAGCGGCCGGUGAUGGAGCGGCUGCCGACCAACCAGGCGCUCAGCUACUGGCGGACCAACUUCGACGCCGCCAGGCUCAUGCAGAUCGCCCUCGCGCUGAUCGGCUCCGCGGCCGCGGCCCUCGCGGCGGCCGCGGGCGGCGGCCGCGUCUGGUGGUUCGCGGGCGGCCUCCUGGCGACCGUCAUUCCGUACACGGCUGUCGUCAUCUUCCCCACCAUCCGGCGACUGAAUGACGACAAACUGGACCCCACGUCAAAGGAGGCGAAAGCGCUCCUGCGGCGCUGGUACGAGCUGCACGCGUUCCGGACCGUGGUGUCAGUCUCGGCGUUCGGAGUGAUGGUAGCGGCGAGAUGA